This is a messenger RNA of Pochonia chlamydosporia 170, 1860 nucleotides long. RefSeq names its product penicillin-binding protein. The transcript is spliced from 3 exons. NCBI's taxonomy places the organism in Eukaryota, Fungi, Ascomycota, Sordariomycetes, Hypocreales, Clavicipitaceae. The record is from RefSeq and is a predicted model, not a curated record. Bases 1 to 1860 code for a protein of 619 amino acids.
AUGGCGUCUGAGAAGAAGAAGCAAGUUAGCUGGACCAGCUGGCUAUGGUCAUUGGUAUCAAGGCAACGAUUUGACCGUCAGUCCGCCGGUACAGACCAAAGCAAACAACCAGAGGCAGUAGAGCCUCGCUCCCUGAAGCUCAACGAACGACUUCAAAAGUCUCCCGACAAACUGAAGGAUAUUAUAUCUCUUUGCAAGGUAGCUUCAGUCAGCGUUGGGGUUCUUCACGAGGGCAAAGUCGUUUUUGAGCAAAAUAUUGCCGUCCCAAAUGGCCCGUCUAUUCCUCGCCCAGAGGCGCAACUCAUGUACACACUCUGCUCCGUAUCCAAGACCUUGGUAUCUGCUGCUUUGGGAAUUCUUGUUGACCAAGGGAGUCUGUGUUGGGCGGACACUAUUGGCCAGCACUUGCCAGACUUCAAGCCAAGCGGUAAGGUUAGCAUAAGCAACACUGCCACCUUUAACGACAUCUUACGGCAUUCAGGAGGACUUGAUAACCCCGUGGUUAGCCUUCUGGGACCAGGUGGCAAGGUGAUAACCCCCCAGGAUGACUUCAUGGACGUGCUAAAUAGCACGCCAACCGAGCGUAAUGGCGAGACGCUCUACGAUUCAUGGGUGUAUAGCAAUGUGGGAUACGCCUUGGUUGCUCUCGUGAUUGAGAAGAUCUCUGGCGAAUCCUUUGCUCAAUUUGUUCGGGGCCGUAUUCUAAUGCCACUCGGCAUGAACAGUACAGCCGUUACUGCGGCUCAGAUUGAGGAUACCGACAAUUUAGCCCAAUCUUACGCUCAAAUGCAAGAUGGCUCAUGGGAGAAGCUAGAGCACGAGUGGACAAAUGAAAACAACACUCCAGUUCUAGCCAUGGUUGGUAUUCGAAGCACAGUUAUGGAUAUGCUUAUUUUCUGUGCUGCAGUCAUGGAUGCGUUCGCGCCCAAGGCGGACACAGACGGUGCCAGGAUAUCCGGCAUGCAACAAGAAGAACAUAGUCGAUCAACAAAUUUUGAGGUACUUUCCGGGAUUAAGUAUAAUCCUUUAAAGCAAGUUCCGGCUAUACUUAAUGGCUGCUAUUGGACUAGGCCUCACAAUGACCCAAUUGGCCAUGUGGCUCGAUACCAUCUUGGAUGGAUGCGCGUCAUUAUGCCGAGCUGCAUGGUCUCCUGGGGUUCGUGGAAUAUGACGUUGGCAGACAAUGCAACGCGUAAAGAGCAUCAAUCGGCUCGGGAUGGGAGCAUUUUGGGAAGAAAUUCUGGAAACCGAAUUUUGUACAAGUCAACUGGCGUGGGCUUCUGUGGGACAUGCUCAGUCAACAUAUUCCCUGAGUCCCGCAGCUCCGUCAUCGCCUUUAGCAAUGGGACUAACUGUGGCGACGCAGCGGAUUUCUGUGCGUCCCUCUUGAUUCAAGAGUUGUUUGACCUGGAGCCAAAGGUUGAUAUACUGGCCAUGGUUAGACGGGAGGUGGCAUCAAGGGAACAUGAUUUUGAAAGCAUCAUGUCGGACCUUGAGGAACACAGGGACACUUCCCAACCCGAGGGAGAUGCACUCGACUAUGUGGGUGAGUAUCGUGGCCUGGGUACUACUCUUGUUAUUCAAAAUGCCCCAAAUGGAGAUGGAUUACAACUAUGCUUUAAUCAUAGAUCAGAUAUGGUACAGCCAUUGGAGUACUUUGCGAAAGAUCAAUAUGGCUUCUGGCCCAAGUCCCAGGAUGCCUGGUUGAAAGGUGGAUGGCUUGACUGGGACUAUUACUUGGUCGGUAUUUUGACAUUUGUGAGGAAUGAGAACGUAAUUGGCCUAACUUGGGUUUGGGAACGCGGUGCUGAGCCAUACUUUUUUCGAAAACUUGGCAUCGCGGAGCCUGAAAACAACUGA